Molecule: messenger RNA, 711 nt
Organism: Leptidea sinapis
Lineage: Eukaryota; Metazoa; Arthropoda; Insecta; Lepidoptera; Pieridae
Exons: 1
Source: RefSeq, a predicted model, not a curated record
GCGUUUACCACUAAAAAAACCCCAUUUGUCGCAUCACCGCUCUUCGACAACACUUCCCUUAAAGCCUCGCCUAGUAUCGGAAUACUGGGUCUCGAAAUCUCGAGCGAUUGCCAAUUCCGUGGCCAUCUGGAGGGCAAAGCCAAAUUGGCUUCAAAGAAACUGGGCGUCAUUAAUAGAGCACGGCAAUACUUCAAGCCGGCCCACAUUCUAGCGCUGUACAAAGCGCAGGUCCGCCCACACAUGGAGUAUUGCUGUCAUCUCUGGUCUGGCGCACCCCAGUAUCAGCUCGAUCCAUUUGACCGCGUGCAACGCAGAGCAGCGCGAAUUGUCGGGGACCCAGUACUCUGUGAACGGCUGGAUCACUUGGCGUUGCGUAGAGACGUCGCUUCAUUGUGUGUCUUCUACCGCAUUUAUCACGGGGAGUGUUCCGAAGAGCUGUUUUACCUAAUUCCUGCCGCCGAAUUCCACCUUCGCACGACACGCCACAAGUUAGGAUAUCAUCCUCACCAUCUGGAUGUGUGGCGGUCCUCCACAGUGCGGUUUACAAGGAGCUUUCUUCCACGUACUACAAAGCUGUGGAAUGAACUUCCAACGGUGUUUCCGGGACGAUACGACAUGUGUACCUUCAAAAAAAGCGCGUACACCUUCCUUAAAGGCCGGCAACGCUCCUGUGAUUCCUCUGGUGUUGCCAGAGAGUAUGGGCGGCAGUGA